This is a messenger RNA of Ilyonectria robusta, 1593 nucleotides long. Its product is annotated as cytochrome P450. The coding region runs from base 1 to 1593 and encodes 530 amino acids. The record is from RefSeq and is a predicted model, not a curated record. Lineage: Eukaryota; Fungi; Ascomycota; Sordariomycetes; Hypocreales; Nectriaceae. The transcript is spliced from 2 exons. Gene Ontology annotation, molecular function: heme binding; oxidoreductase activity, acting on paired donors, with incorporation or reduction of molecular oxygen; iron ion binding.
AUGUCCUCGGCCUUGGACCCGGAUUUGUCCCUGACGUGGUCUCGGGCCGCUCUCGCCGUAUGCCUGCUUCUGGUCGUCUUUCUGAUCGUCCAGGCCCACGUCGCAACCAGCCGACCAAAGAACUUUCCCCCGGGUCCGCGCGGGGUGCCGUUCCUGGGCAACCUCGCGUCCAUCCCGCUGGUAAAGUCGUACGUGACCUUUGCGGAGUGGACGAAGCAGUACGGGCCCAUCAUCGGGCUCAAGGCCGGUCCGCUUAACCUCAUCGUGCUGCAGGACCCCGAGGAUAUCCACGAGCUGUACGACCGGCGCGGACACUUGUAUGCGGGACGGCCGUAUAACUACAUCGCCCUCAACCAUGUGUUUGAUCCGGAGAUGGGGCAGAUCCUUCUGUUCCAGCGCAACGACCGGUUGCUUAAGCGAUGGAAGCGGCCGGCGAGGUGGUUCCUCAGCCAGCAGGGCAUCGACAGCCUGGGACCCAUCAUCGAUUCCAUGAGUUCACGCUGUGUCAAGAGCCUCGUGGACCGACCAGGAGACUUCCUGGAACACCUGCGGGUGUGGGCGUUGAGCACACCGCUGGUUGCGUUGAGCGGGCAGGCCGAUGUGAGUCCGGAGCUGCUCCGGACGUACUUUUACCGACAGAAGCUGCUGACGGGUCUCCUGGAGCCGGGCAAGACGCCGCCGGUCGACUUCAUCGUGCCCCUGCGGUGGGUGCCGGCUCGGUGGGCCAAGUGGAAGCGGGACGCCAAGUUUGUGCGGGAGCACCAGGAGGGCUUCUACGGCGAGAUGGUGACCAGAGCCAAGGCGGCGCGGGAGCGGCGACGCGAGGGCGGGCCGGCUGGUGAGUACGUGUGCGUCAUGGAGCGGCUGAUGGACGAGGAGAUGCCGGAGACGGAGGUGAAGUGGCUGGCGGGCGGGCUGCUGGACGCGGCAUUUGAUACGUCGAGUGCGGCCGUGUUGAACUUUGUCGUGGCCAUGGCCGGACACCCGGAGGUGUUGGCGAAGGCCCGCGAUGAGAUAGAAGUGGUGUGUCAGGGGAAGAUGCCCAACGGAGAGGACGUGGCUAGGUUGCCGUAUUUGAAAGCGUGUAUGCUGGAGAUGCUGCGAUGGAGACCUUCGACUCCGCUAGGGCUUCCGCACGUUACCGAGUCGGACGACACUUACAAGGGGUACGUGAUCCCACGGGGCACCAAUGUCGUCGUCAACGCGUACGGGCUGCUUCACGACCCGGCCAUCCACCGGGAUCCAGACACGUUCGACCCGUCGCGAUACCUGGACGCCGCGGCGCAGAACGACGAGCUGCAGCGGAGCACGUGGGUGUUUGGCGCCGGCCGCCGCAAGUGCCUCGGGGAGCAGUACACGAUGCAGGCGCUGCUGACCAUCAUGGCCAAGGUCGUGUGGGCGCUGGACAUGGCCGUGCCCGCGGGGACGGACCUGAGCGUCGAGGAGGGCUUUGACGGCGGGUUGAUGAUGAAGCCGCGCGAGGGGCUGGUGGUCGAGAUGAAGGUGCGGGAGGGGAGGGCGAAGGGCGUGGAGGCGGAUUGGGAGAGGGGCGAGGCGGAGCUGAGGAGAAUGUUGGGGACCAAGAUUGAGUAG